GAAGCUGCAGGAUGAGGAUAUGAGGACAAAGAGUUCAGCCGAGCGACAAACAAACGCAGCUCGAAGACCAUAAAAUAUCAUUUGUGUUUACUCUUUUCGUUUCGUUUCCUAACUUCAACGCCAAACUUCUAAAAACUAAUUCACCGACUACUUAUUUUUCCGUUGUAGCUAUGUUUUAUAGAAAAUAUGCCGACUCCAGCAGUGAGAGUGUCGUAUUGGCGGCAGAGCUGAUGCCUGUCGUAACCGGCUUUCUCGGCUUUUGUGUGUCGCAUCAGUGACUAUGGAUGUGAGAGCAGUUUUGGAGUUUGCCACAGUAACCAGGGGCCUCUCUCUGGUUCUGCAGGCUGUCUUGAACGCUGCUAUCCCUGACCAUGACGCCGAUGCGUUCAGGCCCCCUCGGACAGACGACUCCCUGUACUUGGACUCGAUGGUGGAGUGGUUGUUUGGCGGCCUCUCUCACUGGGAUGCUGAGCACUUCCUCUUCAUUGCCGAGAGAGGAUAUCUUUACGAGCACAACUUUGCGUUUUUCCCCCUCUUCCCCGUCAUCCUCCGGGGCCUGGCAGAGACGCUGCUGUGGCCCCUGAGCAGCUGGCUGAGUGUGCGGGGGCGGCUGCUGGUUGCUGUGGCCCUGGGAAACAGCGCCCUCUUCCUGUUGAGCGCCGUCGCCUUCCAUGCCCUCAGUAGAAUAGUUCUCCAGGACAGGCGUCUUGCUCUGCUCUCCAGCCUGCUCUACUGCAUCACACCCGCCAAUGUUUUCAUGACUGCUGGGUACUCAGAGAGCCUGUUUGCUGCUCUCACUUUCGGUGGUCUUUAUCUCUUGGAGAAAGGAUUCAUCUUCCGAGCCUGCCUUGCCCUCAGCAUAGCUACCGCAGCACGAUCAAAUGGCCUUGUCAACAUAGGGUUUCUGCUGUAUCUUCCAUCACUGCAUGCCAUCUCCCAGAUUCGUUUGUAUCGCGCCACAACAAAAGGCCACAGUAAAGUCUUCCACUACAUCUGGGUCAUCAUCUGUCUGCUGCUGACCUCCGUCUUGGGAACUGCAAUUAUUGCCCUACCCUUCUGUGCUUUCCAAUACUAUGGUUAUAGGACGUUUUGCACACCAUCCACCUCCUUGGAGAGCAUCUCUCCUGCUCUCCUGUCAAUAGCUGAACGGAAGGGCUACCGGGUUCCGGAUGAAAACGGUCCACCACCCCUCUGGUGUAUGAGACCCCUGCCCCUGCUUUAUUCUCACAUCCAGGAUGUAUAUUGGGAUGUGGGCUUCCUCCGUUAUUUUGAGCUGAAGCAGAUACCCAACUUUCUUCUGGCUCUUCCUAUGGCCACCCUUGGAAUAAUUGCUUGUUAUGCAUACUUUCAAGCUAAUCCAGAGCUGUGUGUGAGACUCGGCCUUUGGGACACAAGUGCAAACAAAGGGCUUGACAAACCCACGCCUGGAUUCUUCAACCCUCGAGUGUUCGUGUAUGUGGUGCAUUCAGCAGUGCUGCUGGUUUUUGGGACAUUGUGCAUGCAUGUGCAGGUACUAACCAGAUUCAUGGCCUCCUCGUCUCCUGUACCAUUCUGGAUAAGUGCUCACCUGCUCCUCCUCAAUGAGCCACUCCUUCAUCGAAGGAAAACAUCAAACCCCAACGUGCAGCUGCAUUCUAGAAAUAGCUGCAAGCACACACCUCAGAAUCCUAUUGUUGCGCUCCUGCCACACUUAAAAGCCUGUUCUUCUACCACACAGAGCAUCCUGGGAUACUUCCUCUCUUACUGGCUACUGGGCCUUGCACUGCAUUGCAAUUUCUUGCCGUGGACUUGACUUAAGACAUUGUUUCAAGCUUUACACGCUAAGGUUCUGUGCAGGACUAGGCUGUAAAGUCAGUGUUUCAGCAGGCAUCCUUUGGUAUUUCAAUAAUAACCAUUAAUUGCAAUAAAAGGACAGUGAUUUUGUCAAAGAGAUAAUUGUACAUAUAAUGCUACAUUUUACAUAAUUAAAUUCACACUUGACAAAAACAUAAAGCCAACACAAAGUCCAAAUAGUUGUGUCUUACUGGAAUGACUUUGCCCGGUCCUGCACAGAGCUUUCUGUGACAAGAUUACAUUUUUAAUGCCAGUUCUUGAUCAUGAUACAGUUGCCAGGUUUCAUUUGCACAUUUUAGUCAAAUGUGUUUUUGUGUUCUUUGAGAACAAAUGUAGAAUAUAACUGAAAUUUUAAUGGACUCUGGUUGGGUGUAAAUAUUGGGAGACUACGGUUGUACGUGGGAGGGGAACACUUUUUAUUUCAUAUUCAGUUCUUCCUGAGGCCACUGCUCUUUGAAACCGCCAGCUUAUGUCUCGGGACUUGAGUGAGAAUAAAAAAACAAAACAGGAACCUUAAUUUUUUUCUUCAUCUUUUAUUUAUUUAUUUAUUUUUUUGUGUAAAGGUAAUGGUUCUUUCAUGAGGCAUUGAUGUAAAAUUGUCCAUAAUGUGCAAUUUUAUUUUAAAGAACAUUUGUUGCCAAAGUUGUGUUAACAUGUCAGAUAACACGCGAUAAAUCUAAACAAGGAUGACAUUUGUGCUGAAGACCUUUUCUUUCAUGUAAAAGUUUUAAAUUCUUUACUGUAGUGCAAAGUAAACUCAUGAAACAACUUGGUGCAGAACUGCUACACUUAUUUUUAUGGAAAAAUCCUUACUAACACCACCAACUCAACUGAACCCUGACAGUUAUCUUUAUAUAGUUUCCAAACAAGUGUCCAUUCAGUGCAGCCUGACAGCUAUUAUUCAGCACAUGCCACAAGUGAACAAUGGAUUUCUGUUAU
This is a messenger RNA of Pelmatolapia mariae (spotted tilapia), 2772 nucleotides long. RefSeq names its product phosphatidylinositol glycan anchor biosynthesis, class V (gene pigv). The coding region runs from base 281 to 1792 and encodes 503 amino acids. The transcript is spliced from 3 exons. The record is from RefSeq and is a predicted model, not a curated record. Gene Ontology annotation, cellular component: mannosyltransferase complex; endoplasmic reticulum membrane. NCBI's taxonomy places the organism in Eukaryota, Metazoa, Chordata, Actinopteri, Cichliformes, Cichlidae. Gene Ontology annotation, molecular function: GPI mannosyltransferase activity; alpha-1,6-mannosyltransferase activity. Gene Ontology annotation, biological process: GPI anchor biosynthetic process.